Messenger RNA from Dovyalis caffra, 2028 nucleotides. The record is from the annotation of a GenBank genome assembly. NCBI's taxonomy places the organism in Eukaryota, Viridiplantae, Streptophyta, Magnoliopsida, Malpighiales, Salicaceae.
AUGUCAUUGGACGAUACUGAUGGAGGUGCUUUCUCCAAGCUUAAAGAACCUGUGGAACGAAUGGCAGCUGCGGGCAUUGUGUGGCCUGCUUACUUAACGGCAGACUCUGUGGCAACCGGUGCACUCGGUGUCCUCGUGAGUAACUUGUUCAGUCAUUCUGGAACUCUUGAUCCAAACCUCCAGCUGCAAGCGUUUUGGGCACCAUUUCUCCUGCUGCACUUGGGUGGGCCUGACACCAUCACUGCCUAUUCUUUCGAGGACAACGAGUUAUGGUCGAGGCACUUGCUUCAGUUGAUCGUCCAGACAGGAGUUGCAUUUUACAUCCUUCUCAUGGCGUGGACAGGGUCCCAUAUUUCAAUUCUAACAAUGCCAAUGAUAUUGGCGGGGCUUAUCAAGUAUGGAGAAAGAACAUGGGCCCUGUGGAAUGCAAGCAGCCCUAAGCAAUGCAGAGCAUUGAAGCCUAGCUCUGAAAAGAUGGUGCAAGCUUUGUUAGAUGGUGAAGAUCAUUCUGAUGAUCAAUUACUUCAAGUCGCCGAUGGGAUGUUUGAUGUAGCCAAGCAUCUCUUUGCAGGUGUGCCAAUACCUGCAAUAGAACAGUCUUCUACGGCUAACCACCAGAAGUUCACCUUUAAAUUUUUGGAGAAAAUAUCUCCUAAAAAAGCUUUUGAAGUAAUUGAAAUGCAGCUUGGAUUUAUGUAUGAUUUGCUCUACACCAAGGCACUGGUGACCUACACUCCCUCUGGCAUUGCUUUGCGGUUCACUAGUUUUCUUCUCACCAUCAUUGUGUUGGUGUUCUUUUCUUUGGCACCUCACAACACACUAAGGUACUCAAAGCUCGACCUUCGCAUAACUUUCCUAUUGCUAGCUGUGGCCAUUCUUUUAGAGCUUUAUGCGGCACUUUUAUUGUUAUUCUCAGACCACACUGUUGUCUGGUUGAGAAAACAUAACAGAAAUAGCAUCUCUCAAGCCACUUCUUCUCUUCCACUACCUAGAAAUCCUAGAUGGUCGAAUUCCAUGGGUCAAUUCAGUUUGCUAAGCUACUCCCUCAAUGAAAAACCUAAGCAUUUCCAUGAAAUCCUAAAGCUCUUAAAAAUUAACGAAAAGCUAGAAAAACAAGGACAUGUUGCUUAUCGUCAGGUCCCGGAGGAAUUGAAAAAAUGGUUAAUCACACAUUAUCUGAAAUAUAGGGAGCGGUUGGAAGCAAAUCCAUUAUACACAACUCAGAAGGCUGUUUUAGAGGACUGUGGAGGUUCUGUAACAUUGGGACAUUUGGGUUAUGAUCUUGAGGGCAUUCUUUUCUCCAUGACUAGGAUAGAUUUUCAGCAAGCAAUCCUCAUUUGGCACAUUGCUACAGAACUCUUGUAUCACCUAGAUCGCGACUACUUCACCCAAAAAAAUCAAGAUACCAAAUGCAGUAAGAUGAGCAAACACAUCUCCAGAUAUAUGAUGUAUCUCCUGGCGAUAUCUCCCGACACGUUACCAGGAAGUGAGGCAAUUGGUCUGACAAACUUUCAACACACUUAUGGUGAGGCCAGGAAAGGAUUAGUUGAAUCUUUCAAACCAAAAUUAGAAGGACUCGGCACCGAAAAGGAAAGAAAACGAAAGAUUAAAAUCCAGGCAUCCAAAUGGUUGUUGGAGCGACACAGAAAUCUAAUAAGCUUGGAUGAUAUCAAAGAUGGCCAAUUGAUUGGCUCUCUUUUAUCAUACGGGUGUGCAGUAGCUAACAUUCUCAUGGAGGACAAACCGGGUGGAAAAGAGAGAGACCCAUUUGAACGGAUAAGAGUAGCAAACCUCAAGGAGGAAUCAGCAGAAGAGCGUAUGAAUAGAAGAUGGGAAGUAUUGGCCGGAAUAUGGGUGGAGUUACUAAUCAAUGCUGGAAGACAAUGCACAGGAAGUCAGCACGCACAACAGCUCAAACAAGGUGGAGAGUUGGUGACUCAUUUCUGGCUUCUCUUUUCUGAGUUAGGAUAUCUCGAUCAACUGGUCACUAAGCCAAUUGAAAAAUCACCAACUGAUGAUAAUGUUUAA